GUGGAGCUGGGAGGUGACGGCGCUGUCUGUCUUGCUGUUUGUCGGGCGGAGGGGAACUUCACGGCGGCUACGGGUGUGGCUUGAAACGUGAUAAAUCUCAACGCUGGGGAAAGAAUGCGUUACAGCUAAAGAAAUUAAACCCAAAUAAUAUUUACAACAUAAAAGACAGGUCAUCCUCGUGUAGGUGCUUGUGUAGGGAGAAAAUCCGUGCGCUCGGUUUUCAACAGCUGGAAUACUUUUUCUCGGUAACUUCGUGGCCCGUUUUCACGAGUUUAACCUGCUCUAAUGGUCUGCUGGAGGAACUGAAGCCAAAAGUCAACUGAAAACUUUUUUUGAUCUGGACGCUGGACAACUUCUCGAGUCUUUUUAAGAAGCCACAAACGCUGCUGGCUUGCUUCUGACUUACUGAUCAGCUUUGCGAGUCUUGGGGAAUUUCAUUUCAUACGUGACAGAAACCAAGUUCAUAUCUCAGAAGUGAAUCGUCUGUUUCUAUGAUUUUCUUCCCCUCUCGUGGAUGAACGGACUCCAUCACGUUUGUCGCAACUCGUCAAUAAAAUAAAAAAAAUAAGGGAAGUCGCCUCGCUCAAACUUCGACUCUUAUUUUCUGAAUAAGGGUUUUUUUUUUUGGGCACUUCGCCGUUAUAUUUUUUCCCAGGUGACAUUUUCCCACCAAGCAGCAGUCCUGAAGCGCGCACUAGGAACCAUGGGGUGUACGGUUAGUCAGGAAGAUAAAGCGGCGGCCGAGAGGUCUAAAAUGAUUGAUAAAAACCUGAGAGAAGAUGGAGAGAAGGCAGCGAGAGAAGUGAAACUGCUGUUGCUGGGUGCUGGAGAGUCAGGGAAGAGCACCAUUGUGAAGCAGAUGAAGAUUAUCCACGAGGACGGAUAUUCAGAAGAUGAGUGCAAGCAGUACAGAGCAGUCGUCUACAGCAACACCAUCCAGUCCAUCAUGGCCAUCAUCAAAGCCAUGGCCAACCUGAAGAUCGACUAUGAGGACGCUACUCGAGCGGAUGAUGCCCGCCAACUGUUUGCCUUGUCUGCAGCAGCAGAGGAGCAAGGCAUCCUGCCAGAAGAUCUGUCCAACGUCAUCCAGCGACUGUGGGCUGACGGUGGAGUCCAGAGCUGCUUCACGAGGGCUCGAGAGUACCAGCUGAAUGACUCUGCUGCUUACUACCUGAAUGACCUGGAGAGGAUAGCCAAGCCAGAUUACAUCCCCACACAGCAAGAUGUGCUGCGGACCCGAGUGAAGACCACCGGCAUUGUUGAAACUCAUUUCACCUUCAAGGACCUGCACUUCAAGAUGUUUGAUGUUGGUGGCCAGCGCUCUGAGAGGAAGAAAUGGAUCCACUGCUUCGAGGGAGUCACAGCCAUCAUCUUCUGUGUGGCCAUGAGUGCUUACGACCUGGUGCUGGCCGAGGAUGAGGAGAUGAACCGGAUGCAUGAGAGCAUGAAGCUGUUUGACUCCAUCUGCAACAACAAGUGGUUCACGGAGACAUCCAUCAUCCUCUUCCUUAACAAGAAGGACCUGUUCGAGGAGAAGAUCAGCCACAGCCCUCUGACCAUCUGCUUCCCAGAGUACACCGGCCCCAACAAGUACGAGGAGGCUCAAGAUUACAUCCGGACCAAAUUCGAGGACCUGAACAAGAAGAAGGAGACCAAGGAGAUCUACCCACACUUCACCUGCGCCACCGACACCAAGAACGUGCAGUUUGUGUUCGAUGCCGUCACUGAUGUAAUCAUCAAAAACAACCUGAAGGACUGCGGCCUCUUCUAAAGAAUCCGUUUUGAGAAAGAGUCAAGAUUACUUGAACAGCUCUGGUGACCACAAAGAGAGGAGGAUUUUCACACAUCAUGAAUGACUGCACUGGCCAACCACCAUAUCUGCUUUGAUCUGCUUUUUAUAAAGACACCUAAGAGACUGAAAACCUGACGAGCCUUGUGGAAUUUCAACGAUUGCUGAUCUAGUCACUCGUAUUGUUAACUCUUUGGGCUAUGACCACAAAAUCAACAUUUAUUAUUGUAUUUUUCUUUUUUUUUUUUCCUUUAUUUUCAAUAACUAGUGGAGGCAAAGGAAAACUUUUUUAUAUAAAUGCAUUCAUUUUACUUUUAGAAAUUCUGAAGUGCAGACAAUUAAACUUUUAAUCACAUGAAGGUUAUUUUUUAAGAGCUGGAGCACAGGCAUGGACUACAAAAUAUGAUCCAUUAAAGGAAAGUGCUUUUUUAAAAUAAUGUUUACAUAAGUUCAUCAUUCAUAGCCAAACCGUAUAUUGUUCUGCAUGUCUCAUCAUUGCAAAUAUUAGCUCUAUAAUCCACACAAAUUAUCUAACAUUCCUUCAAAAUGAAAAUAAAAAUAUUAAAAGGUUAAAAAGAGAAAAAAAAAGCUUCACUUGCAGAGGGGAAAUUAUGGCAAAAUUCUAACUGAUAUUUAAAGUAUGUGUUACCUAACAUCCUGUCACUUUUAUAGUACCAUUUCCAUGUCUGUUGCAGUAUGUUGUGCCUUGACUUUUGUUUACAACCAAUUCCUAGAUAUGCUUUUUCAGUACUGUUUGACCUACUGUGCGCCGAUAUAUUUCUUCCAUUUUUUCUGCCUAGCACCUAUGAAUAUAUAGUUAUGAUUAAUGAGAGACGAAAAAUCUAAUUCAGAAAAAGGUUAGUGUUUUUGGUAAAUAUUAAAAUGCUUUAAAAGUCCUUUAUGAUUUAAUUUAAAUAAAAGUAGAGAUCACAUGAAUCUUGCACAUUGUUUUUCCUCUCCUCUUUGUCACUUUCAUGUUUUCAGUGAAACAGUAUUUGGUGUUUGUCUUGCUGAAGAGAGCUCACAGCUUCUGAUCUGUUAGUCCACAGUGUGAUAGGUUAGAAUAUACUGUAAAUAAGAGGACAUCAGCCUAAAUGGAUUUUGAACGAUCAUUAUUGUCAAAUGAUUAAAACAAUGUUUCAUCAAAGCUUAAGGCCGUUAGAAUAACUAUAACAGCAUUGCAUCAUAAAAUGUGAGUGUUUCAUUCA
This is a messenger RNA of Notolabrus celidotus (New Zealand spotty), 2997 nucleotides long. Its product is annotated as guanine nucleotide-binding protein G(i) subunit alpha-2-like. Gene Ontology annotation, molecular function: G protein-coupled receptor binding; G-protein beta/gamma-subunit complex binding; GTPase activity. The transcript is spliced from 9 exons. Bases 704 to 1771 code for a protein of 355 amino acids. Gene Ontology annotation, biological process: adenylate cyclase-modulating G protein-coupled receptor signaling pathway; gamma-aminobutyric acid signaling pathway. Gene Ontology annotation, cellular component: heterotrimeric G-protein complex. The record is from RefSeq and is a predicted model, not a curated record. NCBI's taxonomy places the organism in Eukaryota, Metazoa, Chordata, Actinopteri, Labriformes, Labridae.